AUCCUGGGGACCGGAAGGAGGUGGAAACUCCUGCAUCCUACUGGAGUUCCCGUAGACGCGCGUGGUAAGAGUUCGCGUGGCUGUUAUAGAGGCUUGUUGCUGGAGCGCGUGGCUCGUGCGCGGAAGUCAGAGGUGACCGAAAGCCUGACAUCGCUGUAGAAGCUGAGACCGUGAGCUAUGGUGGGGAGAUCCCGGCGGCGCGGAGCGGCCAAGUGGGCAGCUGUGCGAGCUAAGGCGGGUCGCGACCCAGCGGACGAAAAUGAUGACAAUUUGGAAUCUCCACCCUCACCAGGGGACUCCACCUACUACCAAGAUAAGGUAGAUGAUUUCCAUGAGGCCCGAUCUCGGGCUGCCUUGGCUAAGGGAUGGAGCGAAGUGGAGAGUGGGGACGAGGAGGAGGAUGGCGAUGAGGAGGAGGUGCUUGCCCUAGAUAUCGCCGAUGAGGACGAUGAAGAUGAAGAGAGUGCGGGGAAUGAGGAGGAUGACGAUGAUGAUGGUGGGAGCUCCAUGCAGAGUGAGGCUGAGGCCUCGGUGGAUCCCAGUUUGUCGUGGGGUCAGAGGAAAAAACUUUACUACGACACGGACUAUGGUUCCAAGUCCCGAGGCCGGCAGAGUCAACAAGAAGUAGAGGAAGAGGAAAGAGAGGAGGAGGAGGAGGCACAGCUCAUUCAGCGACGUUUAGCCCAGGCUCUGCAAGAGGACGAUUUUGGAGUUACCUGGGUGGAGGCCUUUGCAAAACCAGUACCUCAGGUAAAUGAGGUUGAGACACGGGUCGUGAAGGAUUUGGCGAAAGUUUCAGUAAAAGAGAAGCUGAAGAUGCUGCGAAAGGAAUCACCAGAGCUCUUGGAGCUGAUAGAUGACCUGAAAGUUAGGUUGACAGAGGCGAAGGAUGAGCUGGAGCCAUUGCUACAGUUGGUGGAGCAAAAGAUCAUUCCACUUGGAAAAGGAAGCCAAUACCUGAGGACCAAAUACAACCUCUAUUUGAACUACUGCUCCAAUAUCAGUUUUUAUCUGAUCCUGAAAGCUAGGAGAGUCCCUGCACAUGGACAUCCUGUCAUAGAAAGGCUUGUUACCUACCGAAAUUUGAUCAACAAGCUGUCAGUUGUGGAUCAGAAGCUGUCCUCUGAGAUUCGUCAUCUGCUUACACUUAAAGAUGGUGCUGGAAAGGCAGAACUGAAUCUAAAAGCAAAAUCCACAAAGGCCAAGCCAAAAUCUGUUUCUGCUGUUGCUGCCUCUGCUGUUACAGAGCUUUCUGAUGAUUCUGAUUUUGAUGAAGCUGCACUGAAAUACUAUAAAGAAAUAGAAGACAGACAAAAAUUGAAGAGAAAGAAAGAAGAAGAUAGUACUGAAGAACAGGCUCUUGAAGUUCAAAAUGCAAAGAGAGCCAUUACUUAUCAGAUUGCUAAAAAUAGGGGACUUACACCUAGGAGAAAGAAGAUUGAUCGGAAUCCCAGAGUGAAACACCGGGAGAAGUUCAGAAGAGCCAAAAUUCGCAGAAGAGGCCAGGUUCGUGAAGUUCGUAGAGAAGAGCAACGUUAUAGUGGUGAACUAUCUGGCAUUCGUGCAGGAGUUAAAAAGAGCAUUAAGCUUAAAUAAAGUUUUUGCUUAGCUUAAGUUUUUUGGCAAUAAUUUUGGAUCAAUAAAUUUUUAUUUUUAACUGG
Physeter macrocephalus (sperm whale) is the source of this 1661-nucleotide messenger RNA. RefSeq names its product UTP3 small subunit processome component (gene UTP3). The transcript has a single exon. The coding region runs from base 178 to 1596 and encodes 472 amino acids. Lineage: Eukaryota; Metazoa; Chordata; Mammalia; Artiodactyla; Physeteridae. The record is from RefSeq and is a predicted model, not a curated record. Gene Ontology annotation, biological process: maturation of SSU-rRNA from tricistronic rRNA transcript (SSU-rRNA, 5.8S rRNA, LSU-rRNA). Gene Ontology annotation, cellular component: small-subunit processome; nucleolus.